AUGGCCGAGGCCUCACUCACGCAGUUCGAUACAUCAAGCACGACAGCCCGACCUUUGGAGUACACAUAUGAGCCCUUGAACGAGGACGAAUUCCGUCUGCUCACGCUACUCCCUAACACUAGCAGUGCUGGACCUGUACGAUUCCAACUUACGAAACAUACAGUCUCCUCGCCACCAGAGUUCUUCGCUGUAUCUUACGCCUGGGAAGAUCAGGCGCGAUCCGAAGUCGCUGUAUGCGAAGGCGCAGAGUUGUUCAUCACACCCACAGUUGAGGACUUACUCCAAUCUAUGCUUGCGAAAGAUGAACACGGACCAUUCUUCAUUGACGCCAUUUCAAUUCAUCAGUUCGAUGCCGAGGAGAAAGCCGCCCAAGUCAGGAUCCUUUAUCUUCACUUCGCUCAUGCUGCAGCGGUCAUUGUAUGGCUGGGCAACUCGUCCAUAGCCAUCAACCAGUGUAUUGAGUGCCUUCUUAUACCUUUCGAUGAUUUCCCACGUGGAAAGGGCCCCCACCCUAACACUGGUCUCUAUAUGCACACGCCGGAAAUUGGCUCUCUGGCUUGGUCUGGUCUCUAUGAGCUCUUCGAAAAAGGCUUCUGGAGGCGUUUGUGGCCUCUACAGGAACUAGUCCUCAACACCAAUGUCGAGAUAUGCUGUGGACGUGAGCACCUGUUCUCUCUGGAAAGUUUGUGCUGGUUUGCAGAGUAUCUCGUCCAGACUAACGGAAUACUGGUGAGGCAAUGGGCAACGAAUAUGUCUCCCGCCAGUGGACAUGCUCUAGAAUUUCUGCGAAGGAUUGAGGGAAUGCAGACGGAAUGGCGAGAACACUCUGGUCUUGCCGCUUCCUCCCUUAUCGAGUUUUGUCGAAGCCGUGAAGUCUCCCUCCAAAUUGACAGAGUCUUCGCUGUCCUUGGUCUCCUCUCCACCGCUAGUCGGUCCGGAAUCCCAGUUGACUAUGCAACAGCAAGCAUUGAGGAUCCGCGUCAGCAGUUCCUUGGCCUCGGUCUGGCAUCUUUUGCGGAUGAUGUCUGCCUGACAGGUUUGCAACAGGCGCGGAUAGGAGGCCCGUCUUCUAUGGUCCCAACGUGGUGUCCUGAUGUUUCUCAAGCAGUAGCGUACCAGCCUCUGCACGACAUCCACGAAUAUCAAGCAGGAGGUGAGAGUAGCCAGUGGCGUCGCCAGCGCAUCCCAUCAGAACGGGUUUGGGACAGGCCCUCCGUUUCAGGUCCUCAUGCCUGGCUGGCCUGCUCUCGAGACCGGCAACGAAUUCUCAUGAGGGGUACUGUCGUCGGAAUGGUCAGAGAAUGUGGGUUGAAUCAUAGUUACCAACGCGGAACGCAUCUUGUCCAUCAAGAAGACGAUGGGCUUUCAGAGAGUCGAGCAAUCGCUGAAUCUGAGCGCCAUUGGCUAAAGUCGUGGGCAAAAUUCUGUCGCCAGAACCCAAUACAGGUCGAUGACCAGGUCAAUUGUGAUGCAGAUGAGGUGAGCGCUUACCGUCGGCGUGCAUACCUUCGCUGUCCCGUGGGCAAUGCACCGUUCGUGCCCAAAGAGAAUUCAGGUACAUCUUUAUACACACGACAGUACGAUCCGCCUAUUGCGCGACUUUCUGAGGGACUGGCAGCUGCGCUUGAUAUCCUCGAUACAGAUCCUGCUACUAACCUUGCUAAGCUGGACUCCCUGCCAAGCAGCCCUGGCGGAGCUUACUUACUCAGUCUGAGGUUCUUCAUGGCAAACAGGACACCUCUCAGAGCAUUUGGAGACAUUGACGAUUCGAAGGAGUGGCUUGGGAUUGGCCCCGGGGAUAUGCGAGAAGGCGACUAUGUUGUGGUCUUUCGAUACGCUCGAGUUCCGUUCAUCCUCAGGAGAAGAUCCGGAAGCGGCUUCGAAUGCAACGCUCGAUGGCAUCUCAUCGGCGAGGCUUACGUGGAAGGCUUGAUGGAAGGAGAACUCUUCGAACAGGCCGAUAUCGACGACGAGACAUUGCCUUGCUUCUGGAUCGAGUGA
Cyphellophora attinorum is the source of this 2001-nucleotide messenger RNA. RefSeq lists its product as uncharacterized. NCBI's taxonomy places the organism in Eukaryota, Fungi, Ascomycota, Eurotiomycetes, Chaetothyriales, Cyphellophoraceae. The record is from RefSeq and is a predicted model, not a curated record. The transcript has a single exon. Bases 1 to 2001 code for a protein of 666 amino acids.